Messenger RNA from Raphanus sativus (radish), 1200 nucleotides. RefSeq lists its product as uncharacterized. Lineage: Eukaryota; Viridiplantae; Streptophyta; Magnoliopsida; Brassicales; Brassicaceae. The record is from RefSeq and is a predicted model, not a curated record. The transcript has 2 exons. Bases 1 to 1200 code for a protein of 399 amino acids.
AUGGAAGAUUGGUUGCAUCAUAAAACAUUAUUUGUCCUCCCUCAGGCAGUGGUGCAACAGGCAGCGGCUGAAAACCGCUUCAUCCUCAUUGGUCGCCCCACCAUCCCUCGACGUCAAAACAUCCGAGCCAUCAUUGCAACAAUGCCCAGAAGUUGGGGUCUUGAAGGUCUUGUACGUGGCCGUACAAUGGAGGGACGCCGCUUUCAGUUUGUAUUCCCUUCAGAAGAAUCAAUGGAGACAGUCAUCAGAAGAGGACCAUGGUCGUAUGCAGAAAGAAUGAUCACUCUCCAGAAGUGGUCUCCUUUGAUGGAUCUGAAUCAGUUGAACAUGAUUCCAUUUUGGAUUCAAAUUCAUGGUAUCCCUUUUCAAUAUAUGAAUCGGGAAGUGAUUGUAUCCAUUGCUCGAGUACUAGGAGAGUACAUCCAAAUGGACUACAACGAAGAAAAUGGUGGCAGGAUGGAGUUUGUGCGAGUGCGUCUGAACUGGAACAUCAACACUCCUCUGCAUUUCCAACGCAACUUUCAGUUCACACCAGGCGUCAACACACUGCUCAAGUUGACCUAUGAACGACUAAGGGGUUUCUGUGAGACCUGUGGGCUGUUAACCCAUGAUUCUGGCCGCUGUUUGAUUCAAAACGGAGGCCCAGGAGAAGAUCCUGAUGAGGAUAAUGAUGAUGGCAAUGAUCAAGCACCCGAUGAUGAUGCUAUCCCACAUCAUGGCAAUGUUGGUGUCCUCAUUGAAGAGAUACCUGAUGAAGAUGCUAUCAUUGAAGAUCAAGGAGAUGCUAACCCGGGUGAACCUGUUUUGCAAGAAGAAGCGAUGCCAGUGCAACAAGAUGAAGAAGUUGUUGAUGAGCAGAUACGUUUCAUGGGAGAGACAACUGAAGACGUCUUCUGGAAUGGAGCAGCUAUGCACACAAUGUAUUCUGAUGAACUGAAUACAGAGGAGAUGUUUGCAAACCAGCCUUUUGCGACAAGAAAUGAUGGUCAACAAUUGCUGAAGCGUAAGGCCUGGAUGCAGGAAACUGCAGACAACACUGGUAAAUUUACUAAUAUGAUCAGAGGAGAACAGAGUCGUCAGUCUGAUGGAAAGAGAAAGAAAGAGAUCACACCAGAAGCAGAGAGGGAGGAGGACACUGAUGCAGAAACGUCCAACAUAAGGAGAGGCGCGGUGGGCCCUGAACCACCUCUGCCCCCAUGA